AUGUCUACAAAAAAGGUUACGACUACCAAACAACAACAACCACCAAAACCUGUUGCUAAAACAACAACAAAAGGAAAUGCAAAUGUAAAACAACAAACUCAAACUAAUAACGUUGCUAAAAAGACAACUAAUAAUAAUAAUAACAAUAAUAAUAACAAGACAACAACAAAGACAGUAGUAGUAAAAGAAGAUGUAAAUAAGAAAAGAAAACAAGAACAAGACAAUAAGAAAAAGGUUGAUUUGAAAAAGAAAAAGAAACAACAAGAAGAGGAAGAAGAGGAAGAAGAGAAUAUUUAUGGUAUAGUCUAUAGUGAAGAUGAACAAGAUGAUAGUGACGAUGAUGAUGAUAGUGUUGAUAGUGAUGAACAAGAUAGCGACUCUGACGACCAAGAUAACUCUGAUUUUGAAGAAUUCAAUGCUGGAUUUGAUAUUGGAACUGUCAAUGAAAAGGAUUAUCAUUCGAUCAAGGCAAUGCUUGCUCGUUUGAUUCCAUGGAAAUCUGAAACAAAGUUUAAUGCUGGAGAGAUUACCGAUCUCAUCAUUGAUCAAUGCAACAAGACAAAGUUUGGACGUGCUAUUCGUAUCGAACACAAUGACGAUCCCUAUGGAUUCGCAUCGGUUCUUUCUUACAAAAAGUACAGUACCAACGAUGCUGUAAAGGGUUUUGUUCAAUACAUUUUGGAAAAGUUAAAGACAUCUGAAUCUCAACACAUUGAUACCAAGAUUCACAAGAAACAACAAUCAGUUGUUGAUAUUGUCAAUGGAUUAUUAAAAGAAUCUCUAUCAAAGACUUCUAAAAAGGAUAGUAGUGUUGGUAUUGUAUUUAGUGAAAGAUUCUUAAAUAUUCCAUAUCAACUUAUUCAUCCAUUACAUCAAUAUCUUCAAUGGGAUAUUGAAUUAUUAAAUGAACAAGGAAUAACAAAUGAUUUUAAAUUUGAUAAUUAUUUAAUUUUAACUUCUUAUGGUGUCACUGCCAACACUAAACAAGACCAACAAUUGGAAACUAAAACAUCUUUAAAGACCUCUAAACAACAACCAAAAAAGAAAACUAAAAAGGAGGAACAAGAAGAAGAAGAAGAAGAAGAACAACAAAAAUUGGAACGUAAUCAAGUUGGUCAAUGUGACUACUUUAAAGCUGAAGAUGAAUUUUUCAAAAAGUAUUCAUCAAUGUGGAGUACAUUUGAUAUACCAUAUGAAUAUAAAGAUGAAGAUGAAACUAGUAAAUGGACAAUGGGAGGAAACCUUCAUCGUAAAGGUUUGAUUAUAGUAUUACCAACCUCUAAAAUUCAAUCAUUUUUAGAUGAUAUUAAAGAAGAAUUUAAAUAA
Molecule: messenger RNA, 1326 nt
Organism: Cavenderia fasciculata
Lineage: Eukaryota; Evosea; Eumycetozoa; Acytosteliales; Cavenderiaceae
Exons: 3
Coding region: 1-1326 (441 amino acids)
Cellular component (GO): nucleus
Source: RefSeq, a predicted model, not a curated record